Molecule: messenger RNA, 1791 nt
Organism: Piliocolobus tephrosceles (Ugandan red Colobus)
Lineage: Eukaryota; Metazoa; Chordata; Mammalia; Primates; Cercopithecidae
Gene: PAQR5
Product: progestin and adipoQ receptor family member 5
Exons: 10
Coding region: 504-1496 (330 amino acids)
Cellular component (GO): membrane
Molecular function (GO): signaling receptor activity
Source: RefSeq, a predicted model, not a curated record
GCGGGGACCGGCAUGGAUAGGCGCCGCGACCCGCAGGGCCAGGUGCAGGGCCCGAGAGUCCGGGGUCGCCGCAGCCCGGGAGGAGUGACCGGUCUCCGGCCUGCUUGUGCUGUCCCCGCGCCCUGUCCACUGGACUCCAGAGACCCUCGGAACCCAGAUAGUCUCGCUGUGUCACCCAGGCUGGAGUGCAGUGGCCGGAUCUCUGCUCGUCGCACCCUCCACCUCCCGGACACCAUUGGAGAAACUGGUCAUUUUACCAAGGAUUUGACUGGAAUGGCAUGCUUCCUUUAAAGAAUUAAAGUUGACUUAUCGAGCCAAUUAAAGCACUUUGGGGAAUCUGGCCUCAUACCUUGUCCACAGAGUUCCUGUACAAGGUUCCUGACCUGUGGGAAGCAGCACAGCACCAGCUAGGCAGAGACGCCCCAGGCCAUGUCAGAGCUUUGAUUGAGGCCUGGUAACAGGGAGGCGCUGUCACCCACUGGCCUUGCCAACCCAGCUCCAAGAUGCUGAGCCUGAAGCUCCCCAGGCUGUUUAGCAUAGACCAGAUACCUCAGGUGUUCCAUGAGCAAGGCAUCCUCUUCGGCUACCGCCAUCCACAGAGUUCUGCCACUGCCUGCAUCCUCAGCCUUUUCCAAAUGACCAAUGAGACUCUCAACAUUUGGACUCACUUGCUGCCCUUCUGGUUCUUUGCAUGGAGGUUUGUGACUGCACUGUAUGUGACAGACAUCAAGAAUGACAACUACUCCUGGCCCAUGCUUGUGUACAUGUGCACCAGCUGCGUGUACCCGCUUGCGUCCAGCUGUGCACACACCUUCAGCUCUAUGUCCAAGAAUGCCCGGCACAUUUGCUACUUCCUGGACUAUGGCGCCGUCAACCUCUUCAGUCUGGGCUCAGCCAUUGCCUAUUCUGCAUACACAUUCCCAGACACGCUGGUGUGCACCACCUUCCACGACUACUACGUGGCCAUGGCCGUACUGAACGCAGUCCUCAGCACAGGCCUCUCCUGCUACUCCAGGUUUCUUGAAAUCCAGAAGCCCAGACUCUGUAAGGUGAUUCGUGUGCUCGCCUUUGCUUAUCCGUACACGUGGGACUCCCUCCCCAUCUUCUACAGGCUAUUCCUGUUCCCUGGGGAGAGUGCACAAAAUGAAGCCACCUCCUACCACCAGAAGCACAUGAUCAUGACCCUCCUGGCCUCUUUCUUGUACUCUGCACACCUGCCGGAGCGCCUAGCCCCAGGACGCUUUGACUACAUCGGUCACAGUCACCAGCUGUUUCAUGUGUGUGUGAUCCUGGCCACGCAUAUGCAGAUGGAGGCCAUACUUCUGGACAAGACUCUGAGGAAGGAAUGGCUCCUAGCCACCUCCAAGCCCUUCUCUUUCUCUCACAUAGCCGGAGCCAUACUUCUGUGCAUCAUCUUCAGCCUCAGCAACAUAAUUUAUUUCUCAGCUGCUCUGUAUCGGAUUCCCAAGCCAGAAUUACACAAAAAAGAAACAUGACUCAGACCAUAAGCUUUUCAUGCCAAAUGUCAACAUAAAGCUGCAACACCCUAACCACCACAAGCCGGAGGCGGUUACAGCUUAUCAUGGCCUAAAAUAUUAUAAUGGUUGGUGUCUUUUGAAUGAAUUCAUGUCAAAAAGGUAUUCAGCUGGGGAAAUUUCUCCAACUGUACACUGGUUCUGUGUGUGUGAUUUUAAAAGGAGAACAUGGUUCAAGCAAGUCCUUGUUAAGGCAAACCAUUGAUAUUUCAUUAAUUUUAAAUUUACUUAAAAUGGAGCUUUUAAUUCUAUUUAA